Phymastichus coffea is the source of this 3342-nucleotide messenger RNA. Its product is annotated as structural maintenance of chromosomes protein 1A-like. Gene Ontology annotation, cellular component: chromosome; nucleus; cohesin complex. The coding region runs from base 1 to 2733 and encodes 910 amino acids. Gene Ontology annotation, molecular function: ATP binding; protein binding; ATP hydrolysis activity. The record is from RefSeq and is a predicted model, not a curated record. The transcript is spliced from 16 exons. Lineage: Eukaryota; Metazoa; Arthropoda; Insecta; Hymenoptera; Eulophidae. Gene Ontology annotation, biological process: sister chromatid cohesion.
AUGAAGAAUCUCAGCACAGUAGAUAAGUAUUUGAAAAAAGCCAUAGAGUUACAUAAAGUACAUACUAAGAAAAUUGAAGAUCUUGAAGAACAAUUACAUGAAAUUAAAGUUGAGAUAGAUGAGUUUCAAUUACAAUCUUGUUCUAUUGAUAUAAGUAAUGAUCAGUAUGAUAAAUAUCUCAGUUUGAAGGCAGAAGCUCAAAAACAAUUUGCUCAAGAAAAUCUCUCAGUUCCAACACUUCAGAGACAGUAUGAUAAGUCAGCUUUGAAAGACAUUACUUCUAAAUACCAAAAUAUUGUGAAAAAAAUUGAAGAAAUGCAAUCUAAUAUUAAAAGUACUGAAAUAGAUGAAGCCAAACUUAAUAAAGAAAUAAACCAAUUGCAUAUUGAUAUAGAAGAUACCAUUAAGAGUAUUCAAGAUUUAAAUGAAAAAUUAAAUGAGUUUGACAUAUCACAUCAAGAAAGUAACCAGCACUGUAAAAAUGUUGAAAUUAUAGAUGCAUUGCAAGUGAAAAUACGUGGAGUUAUAGGUAGAUUGGUACAGUUGUGUAGGGUUACUGAACAAAAAUAUGAAAUGGCAAUUACAAAGAUUUUGGGACAAAAAAUAGAUGGCAUAGUAGUUGAUACAACCAAUACAGCUCAAAAAUGUAUACAGUUUUUAAAAGAGUACUGUAUAAGCGAUAGAUAUUCAGUUAUAGAGACAUUUUUUCCAUUAGAUAAUCUCAAAACAAAAACUUUAGAUAAAAAUCUACUUUACCAUAUUAACAGAGAGCCGCAUACUAAACUUGCUAUAGAUGUGAUGGAUGUCAAUAGCUGUCACAUAGAUAAUGUGUUGAAAAGUUUCAUUGGGGACGUUGUAAUAUGCGAAACUGAUGAUCAAGCUGGAAGCUUGUCAAACUUACUCAAAAUUAAUUGCGUUUCUUUAGAUGGUACUUACUACAAAAAAGACGGGACAUUCACUGGUGGAUUUAGUGAUUUGAAAAAAAAAGCUAAGAAAUGGAGUGAAGAAGAAUAUGAACGUGUUGAAAGAGAAAGACAAGAAAAAAAUGAAUCUCUUAAAAGAUUACAGCAGUUCCUUAGAGACAAGGAAAAUCUUAAAGAAAAUUUACUAAUAAAAUUGUCCAAGUGGCGUUAUUGUUUGAAGGAAUAUUUACAGCCAACUCAAAAAGAUCAUGAGAAAAAACUCAAAGAAAUUGAAGAUAAUUUAGAACAAUUAAAAUUGAAAUUGGAGAACCUCGAAUCAAGUAAUUUAGUUAAUGAAUGGCAAAAAUCUUUAUUUAGUAUGGAGCAAGAAUUAAGCGCCAUAAAAGCACGAGAAGACGAAAUAGAAGAUAAAGUUUUUACAAGUUUCUGUAAAAAAUAUGGAUUAAAAAAUAUUCGACAAUACGAAGCAAACGAUGUUAGAAAGUAUGAAGAACGUUACAAGUAUCAAGUGGCAUUAGAAAACCAUUCCGGAGAAAUCAAUAAUCAAAUAAAUUACGAAAAAAGUCGCAACACAAAAGAAAUGAUAAAGCGAUACAAAAAUAAGAAAGACGAGUUGGAAAAAGAAUACAACGAAUUAUUGCAUAAAAGGAGAACGUGGGAUAAUCGCAAAAAUGAACGCAAUAAAUACUAUGAAAGUAAAGCUAAAAUGAAGUCGCUUAGGUGUGAGAUAGAUGAAAUUGGGAAAAAAUUAAGGAACGAAGAACGUAAACUUUCAGCUGCAAACAAAGAUCUUAAAGCAUUAGAAAAGACUGUUGCUGUUUAUACUUUGAAAAUUAAUCAACUUUGGCGUUUAGAAAUCCACCAGAUAUUAACAAAGUGCAAAAUAAAAGGUAUUAAGAUACCAUUACAAAAAGGCACCAUCGAGGAAGUGCUGAUGCAAUCAAGAAUGGAUGUAGAAUCUGAGAAUAGUGAACAACAGACAGAAAGUGAAUCUGGAAUUCAAGAAAAAGAUGUUGAAUUUGAUUUUUCAGGGCUAGAUGAAUCUAUUAAAAAUCUUGAUGAAGAUCAAUUGAAUCAACACAUCGAAUAUCUGGAAAACAGAUACAAAGAAUUUGAAGAGAAAUUAGAGUCACGUGCCCCAUUAAAUCGAAAUAUUAAGCAGGACUUCAAAUUGCUUGAAAAUAAAAUAAAAAAUUCAGUGAACGAAUUAUCAGCAAAACGAGAACAAUACCAAACUAUUAAAAUACAGUUUGAUGACGUAAAAGCCAAAAGGGGAAAAUUAUUUAUCGAAUUUUUCAAUUCUGUCGAGAAGGAAAUUGAUCAGAUAUUCAAACGUUUAUACAAAGAUUCUGCUGCUCAAGCUUUUAUAAGCAUGACAAAUCCCGAAGUACCAUAUCUUGACAACAUUGAGUUCAACUGUUUAAUUCCUAAGAAAAAGUUUACAAAGGUUGAAAAUCUUUCAGGGGGAGAGAGAACUAUGUGUGCCUUGGCACUUUUCUUGGCUAUUUACAGUGCCAAACCUGCUCCCUGUAUCAUUUUUGAUGAAGUAGAUGUUGCUCUAGAUAACGAUAAUAUGGAAAAUAUUGUCAGCUUUAUCAAAGAAUGGAAAGAGGCCAGAAAAACACAAAUUAUUAUCAUCAGUCACAACGAACGUUUUUUGAGAUGUGCCGAUGCUGUUAUUGGAAUCAAUAAAUCUAUUCGCGAAAAUUCGAGUUACGCAGUUCACGUGGAUCUAGCUCAAUAUUUACAACUUGACCAUGAGGCUCAAAGAAAUCUUUUAACCAGUCGAUCGACACAUGAGUCUUAUUAAAAAAGAGAAUUAAUUAGAUCCAAAAAGUAUGGAUAACGUCAUCGAAUUUUCCGUUUUUUAAUCUUGUAAUCUCAAAAUGAAAUCCAUUAUUCGAUAAAAUUUAUUAUUUAUUUAAUCGAAAAAAUUUGUAAUCAAAUAAUUAGUUUGAAAAUCAAUAGAUUAGAUUGCAUUUUUUUACCAUUAAUUCAAUGUAUAGGCAUUUUGCUAAUGAAAUGAAAUUGUAAAUCGGGUUAAAUAUAUAACAAAAAAGUUGAUCAAUCAAAUUUUACCCCUGAAUCAGUACACGUAAAAACACUAUGUUUAAAUAAUAAAAAUUGGUCAUUGUUAUUAUAAAGUAAAAGAAUUUCUGCAAUUUCAUUAAUAUGUAUACAUUGCAAUUCCGGAACUUUUGUAUACUUUCCACUGUAAUAUCGCGGGUAAUAUGAAUGCACAUUUGUUACAGUAAGAUCAAUAUUUAAUAUAUAGCUGAUAUAAAAAUUUGAUAUUAUUUUGAAUUUUUCUAGAUAAACCUGUGACUAUAUUUACAUCUAUUUAUAAUUCGAAAUUGCAUUAUACAUAUAUUGAUAAAUAAUACUUAGAAACUGUAUUCUUUAACAUAAAAUAUUUACA